Ictalurus punctatus (channel catfish) is the source of this 7891-nucleotide messenger RNA. RefSeq names its product SCY1 like pseudokinase 2 (gene scyl2). Gene Ontology annotation, molecular function: ATP binding; protein kinase activity. Lineage: Eukaryota; Metazoa; Chordata; Actinopteri; Siluriformes; Ictaluridae. The coding region runs from base 182 to 2968 and encodes 928 amino acids. The record is from RefSeq and is a predicted model, not a curated record. The transcript has 18 exons. Gene Ontology annotation, biological process: protein phosphorylation.
UGGGACACAACCUGAGUGUUUCUAGCUCCACAGAAUGACUGUUCACGGGUUGUUUUGAUGUAACUGAUCAAGGCUGCUUUUUCUCGGGCGCUGUUGAUCUUCCUGUAUUAUUAUUUAUCGAAAGCGGAAAUCAUUUUGCUGUCACCUGAUAACGGAUAAAGGGUUGACGGCCGCCUAAACCAUGGAGUCCAUGCUCAAUAAGUUAAAGAGCACCGUUACCAAGGUGACGGCUGACGUCACCAGUGCCGUGAUGGGAAACCCUGUGACGCGGGAGUUCGAAGUCGGCCGCCACAUUGCCAGCGGAGGACCGGGGAUGAGCUGGAGAAUCUACAACGGCACGAAGAAGUCCACCAAGCAGGAAGUAGCAGUCUUUGUAUUCGACAAGAAGGUUCUCGACAGAUAUCAGAAGUUUGAGAAGGACCAGAUCAUCGAUUCACUCAAACGAGGAGUUCAGCAGCUAACACGUUUACGACACCCACGCCUUCUCACAGUCCAGCAUCCUUUAGAGGAGUCAAGAGACUGUCUGGCGUUCUGCACAGAGCCUGUGUUUGCUAGCUUGGCUAAUGUGCUGGGCCAGUGGGACAAUCUGCCUAGUCCUGUUCCCACAGACAUCAAAGAGCACAAACUCUUCGACGUGGAGACAAAGUAUGGCUUACUACAGAUUUCUGAGGGAUUGUCGUUCCUGCACAACGGGGUGAAGAUGGUGCACGGUAACCUGUGUCUAGAGAACAUCAUCCUGAAUAAGAGUGGCUCUUGGAAAAUCAUGGGCUUCGAUUUCAGCAUCUCUUCCAGCAACCCAUCAGAUGCAGAGCCCAAAUACGUAUGUAAAGAGUGGGACCCCAAUCUGCCCCCUCUCUGCCUGCCUAAUCCGGAAUACGUGGCUCCGGAGUACAUCCUGUCUGUCAGCUGUGACUCUGCCUCUGACAUGUACUCGCUGGGUGUGGUCAUGCAUGCAGUCUUCAAUGAGGGGAAGCCGGUGUUCAAGGUCAAUAAGCAGGAUAUUUAUAAGAGUUUCAGCAGGCAACUAGACCAGUUGAGUCGUCUGAGUCCAGGAGUGCUGAGUAAGAUCCCGGAGGAAGUGCGAGAGCAUGUGAAGAUGCUGCUGAGCGUCACAGCCAACGUGAGACCAGACGCAGACCAGGUGACGAAGAUCCCAUUCUUUGACGACGUGGGUGCAGUGACUCUGCAGUAUUUCGACUCAUUGUUCCAGAGAGACAAUUUACAGAAGUCCCAGUUCUACAAAGGCCUUCCCAAAAUCCUUCCCAAGCUGCCCAAGAGAGUGGUAGUGUACCGGAUCCUUCCAGCCCUCACCUCGGAGUUUGUGAAUCCAGACAUGGUGCCGUUUGUGUUGCCCAACGUGCUGCUCAUAGCAGAAGAGUGCACCAAAGAAGAGUACGUGCGUCUGAUCCUACCAGACCUCACCCCAGUGUUCAAACAGCAAGAACCCAUUCAGAUUCUGCUAAUAUUCUUACAAAAGAUGGACCUGCUUCUGACCAAGACGCCGUCUGAGGACAUCAAAAACAGCGUGCUCCCUAUGGUGUACAGAGCACUAGAAGCUCCGUCUACUCAAAUCCAGGAGUUGUGCCUGAAUAUUAUCCCCACCUUUGCCAACCUGAUUGACUAUCCGUCCAUGAAGAACGCACUUAUCCCCCGUGUCAGAUCGGCUUGUUUACAGACUUCCUCUCUGGCAGUGAGGGUGAACUCCUUGGUGUGUCUCGGGAAGAUUCUGGAGUAUCUAGAUAAGUGGUUUGUCAUCGACGAGAUCCUGCCAUUUUUACUUCAGAUCCCCUCCCGUGAGCCUGCUGUCCUCAUGGGCAUUCUGGGCAUCUAUAAGUGCACAUUUACCCAUAAGAAGCUAGGCAUCCCAAAAGAGCACCUUGCAGGAAAAAGUCUGCCUCAUCUGGUUUCCCUUAGUAUCGACAACAACCUUAAUCUCAACCAGUUUAACUCUUUCAUGGCCGUGAUCAGAGAUAUGCUGAGUCGGAUGGAGGCGGAGCACAAGACCAAGCUGGAGCAGCUCCACAGCAUGCAGGAGCAGCAAAGGAGCCUUAACCUCAACCAAAUAAAUGCAUCCGAAGAGACCAAGAGCAACCCCAGUCCACCCAGUCAAGUUCGAAACAUCGAUGACAUCUUUGGCGGGAGCUCGACGAGCACAGGAGUGAACGGCAAAGAGAACGGCUCCUCCACUGCCCCCUCCCAGCCCUCGAGAGUGUCUCUGACUCUGGAGGAGAAACAGCGCUUGGCUAAGGAGCAGGAGCAAGCGGCCAAACUGAGGAACCAGCAACCUCUGGCUCCACAGAGCAUUAAAUCUGCGACAACAUCCACAUCUACACAGGCAAAAGACCUGACCAGCAGUCUCCUGAACAACAUGAGCUCGUUGAACAGUCUCUCGCUGACCUCUGGCUCUCGAACAGCACCCAUGCAGACGGGUGCACUCUCAUCUGGCUUCCCCUCCACACCCACUGUGGCUGGCAUGGGCACCAUGGCUCCCAUCAGCAAUGGCUUCAACCCUCCCAUGGGCUUCCAAACAGGAGGCAUGGGCAUACGGCCUACCGCGCCCGGCCUCUACGGAGGCAUAGCCGGCACCAGCAGUACAGCAAACUUCAGUGUCCUCUCGCAGAACCAGAAUCAGUCCAGCAAGGCGGCUGACAUGUCCGCCCUGGACUCUCUGUUCUCAGGUAACAAGCCCAAAGUCAGCCUCAACCAAAUGGUCCCCAAACCAGCUGCCGGCACAGCACCCUCCCCCUGGAUCAACCAGUUUGGUACAGCCCAGCCCUCUCAGACUGCGCCCAUGCAGGCAGUACCGAUGGGAAUGACAGGGGCGCAAGGAGGGUUCGGAAUGCAGGCUAACCCUUUCUUCAGCCCUCAGAACUUCUCUCAGCCCGCUGCUGCUGCUCCCACCAUGCAUACAGGCAUGCUUAAACAGAGCAUGUCGGUCAACAACGAUCUGAAAGACCUCUUCGGUUAAAAGGCUUCUUGUUUCCAUCUGUCUAGCGACAGGAAGGUUAAAGGAGAUGAAUUGAGACAGACCAUUGUUUGUUUGUUUUUUUAUUGUGCUGGACCUUGCAUUCAAUCAGAGGAUGACCACCAGCCUUAACCAAGCAGGGUCACGUCACACUAGUCUUACAAGUUGCACUCGUUUUGCUGUCAUCCCUGUCCGAAUAUUGCCCGCUAGGCAGAAGUGUGUUCCUUUGGUUUGUUCUCUAUCAUCUCACACACACACACACAUGAAAGCAGAAUUUUCCCCAAAUAAGGAGAAGGCAUGGAUAAAGCAAUGGAAGUGCUUCACCUGAGGAGGAAGCCAAUUUACUUGAAUGGGAAAUGGUGCAGGAAUUUGCUUUUUACUAACUUUACACCAACUUCUUGGUGGACUUUUGGAAGAGCGAGGAAAUGAAACACAUGAGUAGGCUCUGGUCAAAAAGAAAUAGAGGGCCUGCUGAUUAUUUUAUAGCUUUCACAACAGACUUCCACAUUGUUGCUCAAAGUUGCUAGCUAGCGACUGUUACCAGAUUGUUCCUUUGGUGAAGUAACACCACACCAGGACUUCGGUUAAUGAUCUAAAUUUACAUCCGUCCUGACAACUAAAAACGCAAAGCGGAUAUCUGCUGGAACUUCUGCUUAAAAUAGAAUAAUAAUUCCCUUCGUGACACAUUCUUUAUAGCGAGGUGUAGGUCAUGCAUUCUCAAGUUUGCGCCAUUUUUAUAGUUCUAUGCUAACACUCACUCAGCUGUUUUAUUCUUUUAGCGUCUAACAGACUGAAUUCAGCAGAAUUUGAUACCCAAACAUUGGCGAUUGACGAGUCGUUGGUUUUCAAUUCGAUUUAAAAGUCAUUUUUGUGUACAACUCCUGGCAAAUAUUAUGGAAUCGCAACACUUAGAUUAUGAUCACCAGGCUUGUUGUACUUCGUGUGCUAAUAAACAAAUCACAACAAUCUUUGUUUAAUAGCUGAACAUUCUCGUUUUGUGAAACAUACCUCAUGUUAAAGUUAAAUGCAAUUAUUUUAAUCAAUGGUAUUUUUUUUUUCUUUUCCCAAAUCAAUUAGAGGAAAGAAAUGACAGAAUCACCUUGUAAUUUGCAUUUCUGAAACAAAUACCAGCACAAGUCUAAAAAUUGCUAAUUAGUCUGCAGUUAAACGAGUGCUUUCAGACCUUAACCUUGGACUUUGUGAAAGGAAACAUGGCACCAACAAUCGAGUUGUCAGCUAAAACAAUGGAAGGGAUUCUAAAACUCCUUCAAGACGGAAAUCCAACAUGGAGUGUGGCAGAAGAUGUCGGUUGUUCCCAGUCAGGUCUAAAAUGUGGUGCAAGUAUAAACAAAAUGGGAAAGUUAUAAAAGGAGAACAUACGGGUAGAUCAAAGAAGACGGCAAACAUCAGGAUAGAAAACUCAACGCAAUACGCCUUGAAAAUAGAAAAUGCUCAACAAAUGAAAACCCACAUGGGUGGCAACAGGAGUCAGUGUUUGUGACAGAACUGUAAGAAAUCGGCCGAACGAAAUGGGAUUCGCAUGUAGAAAAGCCAAACGAAAACCGGCACUAACACAAAAGAAAACAAGGUUACAGUGGGCUAAAGAGAACAAUGAUGGAGUGGAUGAUCGGAUGGAAGUGAUAUUCGGUGAUAAAUCACGAAUCUGCACUGGCCAAGGAGAUGAUGAUGGAACUUUUGUCUGGUGCUGUUUUAAUAAAACAUAUGAAGUUGACUGAAGAAAAUAAUCAAAUUUCCUCACUCAUCUGGUGAUGAUAUGGUGUUGUAUGUCAGGACCUCAACAGUCAAAGCACAGGUGUACACUGAAAUUUUGGACACUUUUCUCAUUCCAUUGAUAGUAAAUAGGCUUGGUGGUGAUGGUCAUUUUUCAGGAUGAUAAUGCAUCUUGCCACAGAGCAAAAAGUGCUACAGCUUUUCUGCAGGAAAAGGCAGAUCAACUCAACGCCAUGGCCGGCAAACAGUCCGGAUCUCAAUCCGAUUGAAAUUUUAUGUGGAAAUAUGAAAAACUGGUCCAUGACAAGGCUCCAUCCUGCAAAGCUAAUCUGUCAAUCGCUAUCUGAGAAGGUUGGAACCAGCUUGAUGGAGAAUAUAGUUUUUCAUUAGUGUAGUCCAUGUCUCAAACAAUUCAUGCCGUCAUAAAAAGCCCAAGGAGCAGCAACAAAGUACUAAUAAUCGUCCAUAAUCUUUUGCUCUACUUGAUCAGGGGGAAAAAUAUGCCAAUAAUGAAAACAGUUUCAGGUAUGUUUCAGAAAGGCAGAAUGUUCAGCUAUUAAACGAAACCUGUUUUGUGUCCCAUCUGUGAUUUGUUUAUUUGCUAUGAAGAAAAUCCGGGUGAACAUCCUCCUAAGUGUGGUGAUUCCAUCAUUUUUGCCAGGGGUUGUAAAACUACUCUAAACAGCAAUUUGAUUAAGAAGUGGAGAAAUUUAAAAAAAUUCCCCCCAUGGCCCUCCCUCAUAUUUCUGUUACUGAUAGGCAUCGCUUUCGAUUUGUAAUAUUUGAAAUGCAAUUCGGACCGACGCGUUUGAUUAUACAUUGUUUUAGUUCUUUUUAAUAUGGAAGCUGUUGCAUGAGGACUAAUACUAAUCGAUACAUCUAGGAAGUUCCCUCAAUCGAUCCAGUCCCCCAAAUUUUCAGUAUAUAAUACUGAUAUCAUAGCAUGAUGCAUAAUGCAGUGAUGCACACUCAUCAAUUAUUUGAUAUUGACAUUUCCUCAUUUCCCAGUUGCAGAGGCUGGUUGUAAGGGUGGAACAAUACUUUGGCUUUGGAUAAAAUUGAGAAGUUUGUUGCUUGACAUCACAUGCUUUCAUGGCAUGUGUAUAAACACUCACUGACCACUUAAAUAGGAACACCUGUACACCUGCUCAUUUACAGUAUGCAGUUAUUUCAUCAACCACUCGUGUGUCAGCAGCACAAUGCAUAAAAUCAUGCAGAUACAGGUUAAGAGCUUCAGAUAAUGUUCACAUCAGACUUUAGAAUGGGAGGGGGAAAUCACCUGGUCUUUUUCAAGUCUUCAACUGUCCAGUUUGGGUGAGUCUGUGCCCAUGAUUACUGACAGCCUCAGAUUCUUGUUCCUGGCUGACAGGAGUGGAACCUGAUGCAGUCUUCUGUUGUAGCUCAUCCACCUCAAGGGUCAUUUCGUGCAUGCUGAGAUGCUUUUCUGCCCACCACGGUUGUAAAGAGUGAUUAUUAUUAUUAUUAUUAUUAUUAUUAUUAUUAUUAUUAUGUCAGCUCAAACCAGUUUGGUCAAUGUCCUCUGAUCUCUCUCAUCAACAGGCCGUUUCAACUUGCAGACCGUCUGCACGCAGGAUGUUUUUUUGUUUUCCGCACCAUUCUGGGGUUUUUCCUCACCAGUCUCGACUCUAGACAGAAAUUGUAAAAUCAUAAGUGUGCAAUUGGGUUCAUUCUGAUACCAAUCCACAGUUUCGGGUUCGCAUCAGAGCUAGAUCAAUAUUCAGUGUAGGAUCUGUGCAUCACUUCUCACCACAGGUUUACCGCAAGUGUUGAAGGAGUAGAUAAAUCACAAUUCUGGUUGUUCAGAUGUGAAUCAUGUAGUAUUUCAGGAAAUGACCACAUUACCACACUGGUGCUUGUACCAUGCUGUGUAAAUGUAGUCCUGACAACGGAUGAUAAAGUGCGAGGAUACGAAUGUGUUUAAAUGAGAAUGAGGGAGAAACGUUUGUAUUGUUACACGUAUGCUGGAGUUAUUAUGAACUGACAGUGUGCUAUGGUUCGAGUUUGAGCGUAACGGAGCAAAUUCUCGUCGGUUGCGACAGUCCGCGUAGGUGGAGAAAUUCUUGGACCCAGAGAUCAGGAACGAUUUCUCUAUAUGGGUAUAAGUUGGAUUCUAGACCACUUAGAAAGCUGCAAGUCAUCGGUCAAGUGUAGCGUACGUGUAGGUUCAGUUUGCGUCUGGCUUCGUGUUUGUCCGGCUGCUGCUGUUUGUGCGCGUAAUGUCUGUUUAGUGUUUGCGUAUCUCGUUACUGAUGUGAAAGUAGCAUUGACACUGAACGGAUUCAAAUGCUUUAAAAAAAAAAAAAAAAAAGAGAGAAGAAAAUCACACAUAGACCAACCUAACCUUUUAAUCUUUAUCAUGACCAAAUAGAUAUCAUGACUGUGUAUUAUAUUUACAUAUCAUAUGAAUGAAGUGUAUAGUAAACUGAGAUUUAUUUGACAUUGGUUGAGUUUUAACAAAUAAUAUAAAUGAUCUUGGGAUCACUUUCAUAAAGGGGACCUCUGAGUACAAAUGUACAAAAGAAAGAUGAUUUAUGACGAGAGGUGUGCAAUAAUGGGUCUUGGAAGGGUUUUGUAAAAUUGGCUUGAAGUCGAUGCGUGUCUUAAUCACAUUGCGAUCUUCGUAUAUGGACAGUAUCGAAUCUGUAUAAUUCACCCGCGUUUCCUUAAUUCAGCGUUUCCAGUUACUGUCGAUUUAGGCUGAAAGUAAGUCCGUAAACUUGAACAGAAUCUCAGAAGAUCUUUGUAUUUCAUCCGUUUCCUUUUCAACUUUCCUUUGCUAUGUCAUGAUCUGGUUUCAGUUUCUGAUCAGUAAUUUGACCUCUAAAUCAAAAGAAAAGAAACAAAGCCUAUUCUUCUAUCUUUAUAUUCUACCAAUGUAAUAUGUGUACAGUGUGGCACUUUUGUGAACUUUGUAUCGUGUUACGAGAUUGUACUGUCUGAAGUUGACAAUUUGAUGAAAAAAAAAAACCAAACAAACAACAACAAAAAAAAAAACAACAAAUCUGUAAAUAUUUCUCAAAAUACACACGCUGAUGUUCUCUUUGAAGCUUUUCAGUCAUUUUCUCGAAACAGAUUUGAUUGUGUAGAUUCUUAAUUGCAGUGUAUAGUUUUGGACAGAAAAUAGAUUUGAAGAAUAACCAGAAGGUUGAAAUAAAGAUCUUCAAACAACGAGAA